UUGUCAACAGAGGAUAGAAUCUGUUGUGGGCUUCAAGUUUUUAUUAGUGGAUUCUUCUUGUUAUAAACAUUGAAGGCCUAAUAUGAACAUAUAAAAUCAAAUAUCCCUACUGAUACCAUGACCGUAUAUUUGUUUGAUGGUUUGAAGCUGUGUCGACUUCUAUCUACCCGCAUAUAAAGAUUUGGCUCGAACUGGGGCUUAUUGUUUAUCCCACACAGCAUCCCUAGAUGUCAAGUGUGUGCCCAUAACACACUUGUCGAGGCCCAUAUGGGUGUAUGAUUGCAUAUGCAUUUUUGUGUUUACGUGUGUACAUAUCACAAUGCAUGUGCAGGAGUAUUUUUGAAAUAUUUGGAAUUUUGACGGGUCUUUUACGACAGCUUGUAGAAGUUUGUAUCUAUUGUUGUUCUCUUUUAUAUUUGCCUGCAUAUGAUAUGUUAAGUGCACGACGGGCCUUCUACAACGACCCUCGGAUGCUUGCAUUUGCUGUAGUAUCAUCAGCCUUUGCUCAUAACGGGUCAAUGCAUUUUCUUAACAUUGAACGGUUAUUGAACGUAAAGGUGAUGUAGCAUUCAUUGCCUUCUAUUACGAUGACUUAUAGGUGUGUAGGCAUCAUUCAUCGUUGUCAUAUGGCAUUUUGUUCUCAGAUGACAUUUUGUGUGUAUAGCGAGUCUCUUACAAGGGCCUGCAAACACUUGCAUUUGUUGCAUAUCAUCUAGUGUUUGCUUGCAGAUUGAAUAUAGAAUGUAUGACAAGUAUCCUACAACCCCAUAGAUAUUUGCAGUUUGCUAUGCAUCAUCUUCUCUUGCUUGUAGGGAGCCGAUGCAUUCGACUAAUGUUGGACAAUCGUUGGCUUUACGUGCAUGAGGAUCAGUGUAUUUGACUAUCGUUGUAUUGUUAAAUAUGAAGGCAUUGUGACAACUCGUAAGUACCUCGCAUACAUCAAUUGUAUGUCCUAUAUGUUUUGCUUGUGAAUGUCAUUGUUUUCAUUACAUUCAUCUUUUCAUUAGUGUUCAAAAGGAGCCUUUCAUAUUCAUCGCAUGUCAAUCAUCAUUGCUUGCGGGUAGAUGAGCAUGCUCGUUUAUGAACUGAUGCUGAUUGCUGGGUGGAUUGUACUCAUUGCAGAUAUCCUCCACAUCUGUUCAUCGGCAACUCAACAUGCUCAUUGUAUGUUGACUUUCAGCUUUCGUAGGCAACUACUGCAUUUAUCCACGAGUUAACUGUCAUUGACUAGAGAAAAGUCAUAAUACUCAUUGUAUGCUUUCAUCGACAAGAUGUUGCAUUUGCUAAAGAGUUUUGCAUAUUUGCCUGCAAUCAAACUGUAUAUUCCUUAAUUUUCAUUGCCUGUGGGGUUGGAUACCUUUAUUUCUAUUUUGAUGUCGAUUGUGGAGCAUUGUUACAUUCAUUGCAUAUUGAUUUUCAAUGUUCGUAGUGACUUCCGCAUGUACUUGUAAGCUUGCUACAUGAAGUGUUAUUGUUUGCAGUCUAGUCAACAUGUUUGCGUGGUGUUGAAUAGCAUUGGUUGUGCAUAGGCAUCAUUCACUCAACUCAUUGGAUGCUUCAAAUCGUCAUGGCAUAUUUUGACAUUCAUUGGAAGUUCUGUUUUGCUUAUGUGUGGGUUAUUAAAGAUCUCAUUUGCUUGAAGUUCCCUCCACCACAAGUCCUUUGUUUAUUCAUUGAUGUUCAUUUGAAUGGCUCAAAUCAUUAUCUAGCAUUUGUAUAUAUAUUUUUUUUAAUUUCGUUGUGCAUUUGACAAACUAAAAUUCAGUUCCCUACUAAUUUAUUUAAGUCCAAGUUCUUGUUAAUCAUUCAAUUCAAGUUCUCUAUUGAUUAGUUCAUAUUUAGAUUUAAGUCUUUCAAGUUCCUUGUGUUCACUUGAGUUUGAGUUUAAAUAUAGUCCCCUAUUUUUGUUCAAGUUACUAGAUGUCUUCAGGCUGAAUUUCGGCAUCCUUCCGGCAUUUCCUCCGUUUAGGAAAAACUACAGGAGAUUGGGCCAUCCCACCAUGCUACGAGAGUGUGUCGGAUGGUAGGUGUCGGAUGACACCGCGGCCAUAUUUCUUCAAUCCCACCACGUACGAGAGUGUAUGGGUCUUCAAGGUACCUGUUUCAUGACGUAAUUAACUUUCCCCGUCACACUAUGAGAGCGUGUACAAAUACUUAGAAAUGUCCCCGCCACGCCACUAGAGCAUCACCUACCCGCCUCAUCGCAAGUGUCGCACCGAGCUCCCUCCUAUCGUGCUACGAGAGCGCGUAAAGGGCGUCCACUGGUUCGCCCCAAAUGUCAAGAGCGGGGUUUUUGAAGUUUAGGAUUUUAUACUUGCGCGAUGUUGACGACAACGGGGUGGAGGACGGCGAAAUCACAAAUGCACAAAAAUUUUCUUUCUUUUCCUUCUUUCUCUUUUUUUAUUUUUAUUUUCCCUCUUUUCAUUUUUUUUAUUUCUCUUUCCCUUCUUUUUUUUAUGUGUGCGUGUGUGUAUAUAUAUAUAUAUAUAAAGAGAAAUGAGAGAGAGAACUAGAGAGAGAUCGGGUGAGGCUCUUUAGACUGAGGGUAGAAAACGGAUGAGGGAAAUGGUUCGGUCUUUGCUCUGCUUGGAACAGGGAUAUAGACUGGCAGGUUGAAGUGUGAGGGAUAGAUGUGGAUUUUUGGCAGAGGAAGGGACCGGUCCAGCAAGGUAGGGGAAUUCGAAGGUCGUUCGGGUCUAGGGGUGCGGGGUUUUGCGGCACAGUAGAUAGGAGAGCUGCAGCUUCAUCAGUCGAUGGGUUGGAUGAGUUUGGAGUUCGGCUUCAGCAGUCACAGGAGUCCGUCGAGAGUGGCUAGCAGGAUCGGAUGCAAGCUGGGGGGAUUUUGGUCUACUAUUGGAGAAGUUGGACUAGAGGAAUCAAGAUAAGAAGAAGGCAGGAAGGGGAAGAAGUCGGAAGCUCUUGUGUGCGUGAGGUCUGCGAAAAAAAUGACCGAAUCGAGAGAUGUUUGUCUCUCGAUUUAUUAAUGAAGGCAGAGGCGGCAUCGAGGCAAGCUAUGCACGCGAGGAAUGGGCUUCGACAGGUAAAAUUCCUAAUGAUUGGCUUGAAGCAUCAGAUAUAUUAGAGUUGCGUCAUUUGGACAGGUCUUUUGUUUUCUUCGGCGAACAGCUUCAUAUAUUGGUAUGCUUAUCAGCAACUGAGCAAAAUGAACAAAUCGUCACUCCAUUUAAGGUUGCUGCUGUUAUGUCAAGAAACGAUAGUUCUUCACCGAAUAGGAUGCAUCAUAAUGGGAUUUCAGAGAAGAUGGAUUCUGAGCAGGAGAUAACUGUAACAAAAUCUUUGCUUCAAAAGGAGGGCCAUCAGCAACAGAUAGAAACACUUCUAGAAAGAUUUAGGCGUUCAAAUUUCUUUGUCAGACUAGCCGAGUCUGAUGAACCACUGUGGUCUAAAAGAUAUUUAGCAGAAUCAUCUUCAACCAAGUUAGAGAUGGCAGGGGGGAUAUCACAUUCAAAUUAUGGGGCUUCAAAACAAGGAUACCAUAAUCUUCUCAGUACAGUUAUUGAUCAAGGAAGUUUUGACUGCAAUGCUUCUGGGGGGGUAGCUAGAGAUACCAUCAGAUGUUAUUCAUUGUCCAGUGGUGACAUAGUGGUUCUUUUGCAAGUAAAUGUUGCAGCUAGCAAUAUGAAGGAUCCUAUGCUUGAGGUUCUUCAGUUUGAGAAAUAUGAAACUAUUGCUCAUUUUGAGAAAUCAAGUGAUUUACAUACUUCAAAUCAUUACAAUCCCUGUGGGGAACUUCUCGAUUGGUUGCUCCCUUUGGAUAUUACUUUACCUCCUCCCACUCCCUUGUCACCUCCCUCUCCCUUAGUACAAGCUGCAUCAUUAGGUACUCAAAGGUCGGCAUCAUCUUCCCAUGCUGGUUCACCGAUUUUCUCGUUUGGUCACUUCAGAAGUUACUCCAUGCCAUCACUCCCACAAGUUAGUACGCCACCUAUUACUGCCGCUGCUUAUAAUUCAAGAACUGGUUUUGACAUCGAAGAUUUAUAUCGUUUCACAUCUGGGAUUUCAAAGAAUCAGGAUAUGGGAAAUGAGGAACUUUUAUCUUUUCGAGGCAUUUCUCUUGUGCCAGAACGUUUUUCUGUUCAUUGUGGACUUGAAGGUAUCUACUUACCUGGCAAGCGAUGGCGGAGAAAGCUGGAAAUUGUUCAACCAUUAGAAAUUCAAAGUUUUUCUGCUGCAUGCUCUACAGAGGAUGUUUUGUGUAUUCAGAUCAAGAAUGUUUCGCCAUCACAUUUACCGGAUAUAAUUAUAUUUUUGGAUUCGAUUACUAUUAUAUAUGAGGAUGCAUCAAAAGGUGGUCCACCUUUGUGUCUGCCCAUUGCAAGUAUUGAGGCAGGAAAUGGCCACACUUUACCGAAUCUUCCCCUCAGGAGAGGUGAGGAGCAUUCUUUCAUUCUGAAGCCAGCAACCAAACUAGUUGGGAAUCUUAAGGGCCAUAGUAAUGCACACGCUAUGGUUUCACAUGGAAAGGUAGGCGCAACUGCGUUGAGUUUGGCUUCAAAUACUAGUGAGGUGAGAAGCAUUUCACCAAGCAUAGAUCAGUACGCAAUCUUGGUAUCCUGCCGUUGUAACUAUACUGAGUCCAAGUUAUUCUUCAAGCAGCAAACAAAUUGGCGUCCCCAUAUUGCCAAGGAUCUCAUGAUCUCUGUAGUGUCAGAAAUGUCUAAGGACCCUACUGGAUUGAGCACAAUAUUCCCACAACUUCCAUUCCAGGUGUUAACCCUCCAUGCCACAAAUUUAACAUCUGAAGAUCUCACUCUUACUGUUUUAGCUCCAUUAUCAUCUUCUUCUUCCCCUUCUGUGGUUCCCUUAAGUUCCACACCAAGAACUCCUGUUAAUGGUUUUAAUGGUGUUCCUGAAUUGAUGGGAAGAGUUGCUGGGGAUAAAAGUGCUAGCAGCAUGCAGAGGCCGAGUUUCAUGUCUGCUGUUACUGAGACCCAGAAAGUCCAUGAUUUUAGUGAUAAAAGAUUGAUUUCUCUUGCUGAGCGGGUUAGUGCAACUUCUGAAUUCAUUUCGAGUACAAAUCUUGGAUGUACCCAUCUGUGGUUGCAGAGCACAGUGCCCCUAGGACUUGUUUCAGCGCACUCAAGUGCUACUGUCAAGCUUGAGUUACUUCCACUAACUGAUGGGAUAAUAACUCUCGACACACUUCAAGUAGCUGCUCAAGAGAAAGGAGUAACUUACACUCCAGAGCAGCCAUUGAAGAUCUAUGCUACUUCCAGCAUCUCUACAGGUAUUAUGUAGGCUACUUUCCAUCAUAUACUUGAUCAAUACAUGAAUUCUCUUCUACAUUUUGGACUAGCAAUGUAAAGAUAGAGGCAUCAUAUCAUGAGAGGAUCCUAAGUAGCCACAGAUAAUUUUUUUUUCCAAGCUUGAUGACUGCUACUGCAAAUAUAUGGGCUCCAAAUCACUUUUGAUGACUUGAAGACCAGUUGAAAAGAAACUCUGAUUGAGAUAGCAGAUUGGGCUGUUCUUCCAUUGUUCUUUGUAGUUUGUUAUGGUUCUUUAAUAGCUUUGUUUAUAAAAUUGAUGUUUGUGGGUUAAGCCCUGACAUUGGCCACCUUUAUCCAAUAUUCUAUGUACAGAUUGGAAAUAUGGAUACAAUGAAUAUAGAGAUAUCAAUUACUUUUUAAAUGAAAUUUUGGUGUAUUAUACUUA
Messenger RNA from Dendrobium catenatum, 5673 nucleotides. RefSeq lists its product as uncharacterized. The record is from RefSeq and is a predicted model, not a curated record. The transcript has 11 exons. Lineage: Eukaryota; Viridiplantae; Streptophyta; Magnoliopsida; Asparagales; Orchidaceae. Bases 2962 to 5259 code for a protein of 765 amino acids.